CAUAACUAAAGAGAGUUAAAGUUUUUGUCGUAGACCGUUUAAAGUUGAUACAUACUCUCAAUUUAUGAGUUUAUAACUAAUUCCGGGUUUUAAUGUAUCUCUUCCAUUGAAUUAUUUUUUUUUCUUGCGUAAAGUGAUGGCGUAAUAAUGGUUCAGUAUUUAUUCACAUGUGAAACAGUGCUGACCAUUUUGGAUAUUAUGGAUAAAAUUUUAGAAAAAGCACGCAAAGAAUUGGGUGAAGAUGAACAACUUAAGAAUGAGAAAUUAAAGGAAUUUAAAAUUUGGCUAUCAAAUCAUCCGUUUAUCAAAAGCUGUCGAAAUGACGAUACUUUCUUGCUGCAAUUUUUAAGAAUACGAAAAUACAAUAUUGAAAACACGUUCAUUUCUUUUGAGAAGUUUUUUAUAUUUCGUCAGAAGUACACGAAAUGGUUAAUUUUAAGCAAUAAUGAGAUGGAAAAGGUUUGGAUGCUUUUUGACAGUGGCUAUGCUUAUCCGCUUAUUGAUCGAGAUGAUGAAGGCAAGAAGAUAAUUUUAAUUCAAGUCAGAAAAUUCGAUACAAAAGUAUUUAAUUCAUGUGAUGCCAUUCGUUUGUUAGUCUUAAUAGCUAGCACUUUGAUGGAAGAAGAAGAGACACAAAUUGCUGGGAUAUCUUCGAUUUCUGACUAUACCGAUGUAUCAUAUCGUUAUUUUAAUCUUUUUAGUCUCAAAGAUAUUAGGGAAUUUGCUCAUUGUGCAAAGCAUGCAACUAUUGGAAGAGAAAAAGAAAACUAUUUUGUUAAUUUACCUACAUUUGCUUCAUUUCUAUUCGAUGUCGGCAAACGAGCUUUAAAUGAAAAAUUAAGAAAUCGAUUGAUUAGUACAAAAGAUAUGAAUGAACUUGUUGGCAAGCAUGUUGAUGUUUCAAUUUUGCCUAAAGAAUAUGGAGGAAAAAUACCCGAAAAAGACAUGCUGAAACAAUUUAAAGAAUCAUUUAAUUUUCAUAAAAAAUCACUGGAGAAAAUUUCACUAUGCGAAAUAGACUGGAAAGCAUCUGGGGUAAAAUUCUAAUGCUAGCUCAAAAAAAACCUUCAUCAACAUGGAAUAAGUAUUUUUUUAUUAAUUAAUAAGCUUAGAAUAAACGUUUUUGAACAAUAUAAAAUACAACAGCAAGGAAAAACAUGAAAGCAAAGAAGAGUAAAAUUUUGUCAGUAGUUUCCCGUCGUCCAUAUUUAUUAAGUAAUUUUCCAGACUGUUGAAUAGUCCCUGCUGUAUUCUGCAGCUCUUCGCCAGUUCCACUUACAGUAGUCGAUGAUUGAAUAAGUGAGUCAAGUGUAUUGGCACUUUUUUGAGUUGUUUCUGCUAAAUUUCUUGAAAGACUAAGCAUACGCUCUGUGACACUUUCUUGUUUAGAUAUUAAACCACUAGUUCCAAAACGCUGCCGUAGUUCAGAUUCUGGUUUCAUUGUAAAAAGCUCAGCCUUUUCUCCCUUUUCAAUUUCCAACAUUGUACUAAUGUUUGCCUUUCGAAAUGCUUGUAAAGUCUUUGAAAAUUGCUCACGAUAAGCAUCUACCUCAUUUGAUAAAGUAAUAUCAUUUUCAUCUUUGGCCCAAUCAUCCAAUUUUUCAAUACACUUUCUUAAUUGUGCUAAUUUUGUUCUUCCAGCUUCAUUCAAUAGCUCUAAAUCUUGAAGUGACCCUUUGAAUGAUAAAAUAUCCUGUAGAUAUAAACGAAAAGCAUAAUUUUAUGAGAAUGUUGCUCACAAGGAAAAAGCUCUUACUUAAGUAGCUUUCAAAAUCAUAAUUUAUUGCAAGAAAAUUUUCCUGUCUGCUCGUAAAAUCUAUUUCGUUCACUAUUCAUGUUCAGACAUUUUAAUUAAACAUUCAAAUCGAAAUUAUAAAAUAAAAUUAAGUUAAACUUAUUUAAUAAUGUACCUAGUAAACUAAUACAGUGAACAUAAAGAAGUUUUUAAAAUAUUUUUGCAUUUUUGAAAUCGUGAAAACUUUGUGGAUUUUUUUUUAUAAUCAGGAAGUGAUGCUGUUUGUUUUUAUACUCAGUUUAUAUUCACUGCUUGAAUAGAAUAAUUCACCAAGUACUUAAUGCAAACAUUAUUUAUUUUUUUUCUGUGAAGAAUAAAUCUCGCAUAAUUAACGACGUGUUUAAUAUUAUUAAGAUAAAGACACUAUGGACAUACUUGGAUAAUUGCCUUGACUUGUAAGUUAUGAUCUACAAUUUCUUGCUUAAUUAUCUUCUGUGAAUCCAUCCUUAAUGCUUAACUAUCUAAUUAAUUAAGAUAUUUUAAUUUUUCAUUAUUUUUUGUCUACUUCCACGCGAUUCGUAUGGAUCGAUUUAUUGUCCUUUGUUGCUCAAAUUUAAAAAUUUUGAGCAACAUUACUUUACGACCGUUAAAUGCUUCCAAUCUUAUUUUAUUACUUUUUAAUGAUCCUACCUGUGAGGCUUUUAAAUUAAAAUAUGACCAAAGUUAAGCAGUGAUAACAUUAUGAUACAUAGUUUUAAUAACUCAUACAGUGUAAGCAUUAUUUUUGAA
This is a messenger RNA of Chironomus riparius, 2524 nucleotides long. NCBI's taxonomy places the organism in Eukaryota, Metazoa, Arthropoda, Insecta, Diptera, Chironomidae. The record is from the annotation of a GenBank genome assembly.